AUGUCUUCGAAACAGAUGGUCUUGUACAAAUUGGUGGUGCUUGGUGAUGGAGGUUACGAUCCUACUAUCGAAGAUUCAUACCGGAAACAAGUCGCGAUAGACGGUCAAUCUUGUAUGUUGGAGGUUCUCGAUACUGCCGGUCAGGAAGAAUAUACUGCGUUACGAGAUCAAUGGAUACGUGAUGGAGAAGGAUUCGUUUUGGUUUACAGCAUAUCAUCGAGAUCAUCCUUUACGCGCAUUCAAAGAUUUCACAAUCAAAUUCAACGAGUUAAAGAAUCAUCUUCAUCCUCUCCAGUAUAUCCCGGCUCACCUAUAUCACCUAUCUCGCCCUCCGAACCUGUACCGAUUAUGCUCGUGGGAAAUAAAUGCGACAGAGUUACCGAACGAGACGUAUCCACACAAGAAGGUCAUGCACUGGCGCGGAAAUUGGGUUGCGAAUUCGUUGAAGCAUCGGCAAAGAAUUGCGGUAAAUGGUGGAAAAGGCAUUUUAUGAUGUAG
Molecule: messenger RNA, 498 nt
Organism: Sclerotinia sclerotiorum 1980 UF-70
Lineage: Eukaryota; Fungi; Ascomycota; Leotiomycetes; Helotiales; Sclerotiniaceae
Exons: 2
Coding region: 1-498 (165 amino acids)
Biological process (GO): signal transduction
Cellular component (GO): plasma membrane
Molecular function (GO): GTP binding; GDP binding; GTPase activity
Source: RefSeq, a predicted model, not a curated record